AUGAGGUCAGACCCGAACACCAGAAAGUCAGACGCCCUUUGUGAGUUCCAUCAGGAACACAGGCACAAAACAGAAGAUUGUGUCGCCCUCAGACAGGAAGUCAUAAAAAUGUUACGGCAAGGGCACCUCAAAGAACUAUUAAGCAACAAUGGUAGGACCAACUUCGCCAGAGGACGCGGACAUCAUGGCCCGCCAAAGCCGCCAUCACCAGCUCGUACCAUCAACAUGAUCAUUGGCGGCGGCAAUGACUCUUCUAUCAACAGCGUAAAGUUUACCACAACCCACAAACUCAAGCGGCCGAUCACCUGCGAACGGUAUGGUGGACACGGAGAGAGUAUCAUCUUCGACGAGUCAGAUGUCGACGGUUUCACUUUUCCUCAGAAAGAUGCCCUGUUUAUUACUUUACGAAUUUUAGAUACCGAUGUCAAACGCAUCACGAUAGACGAUGGAAGCAGUGCAUGCAUUAUCCAUCCCUGA
Nicotiana attenuata is the source of this 477-nucleotide messenger RNA. RefSeq lists its product as uncharacterized. The record is from RefSeq and is a predicted model, not a curated record. Bases 1 to 477 code for a protein of 158 amino acids. The transcript has a single exon. Lineage: Eukaryota; Viridiplantae; Streptophyta; Magnoliopsida; Solanales; Solanaceae.